AUGUCCUCCACCAAGCGAAUCGAAGAGUGGGAAGUAUCUCGCUACUGGGAGAUCUUCUCAACCCUCUCCAACGGCGGUACACAUCUCGACGGCAACCAAGCAGCUUCAGUGCUGAAGAACUCUCAACUCCGCGAUGACCAGCUCGAACGGAUAUGGGACCUCGCAGACGUCGACGGCGACGGACGCCUCGACUUCGAGGAGUUCUGCGUAGCAAUGCGCCUAAUCUACGAUCUCAUGAACGGCGAAUACAUGGACGUGCCACAAACUCUCCCCGACUGGAUGGUGCCCGAAAGCAAAGCAUACCUCGUGCAAGCCUCACGCGCAGUAAGCGGCGGAGGAGAACGAUUCGUGCAGCCAGAUUACGAUGACGAUGAGGACUCAUCCGGCCUCAAGGACGGAUUCGACUGGUACAUGGCGCCUACGAACCGCUCAAAAUACGAAGAAAUCUACACAUCCUCCCGCAAUCCCCGCAAUGGCCUCAUCUCCUUCGAAGCAUUAUCGGAGCUGUACGAUUCCCUAGACGUCCCCGACACAGAUGUGCGCUCAGCCUGGAACCUCGUGAACCCGAAGAGUGAGGAAGGGAUCAACAAAGACGCCUGCCUUGCCUUCCUACAUAUCCUCAACAACCGCCACGAAGGCUACAGAAUACCGCGAUCGGUACCACCAAGUUUGCGAGCGACGUUCGAGCAGGGCAAGAUAGAGUACAACAUCGAUCGCGUCAAUGCGCAGCAGACAGCAGCAGAUCGAUGGGGCACGAAGCGGGAUGACAAUACAUUGAGUGGGAAGAAGGCAAAGUUUGGGGAUUCAUAUUUGAGUAGACUGGGCGUAGGGGAGCGGAAACCGAAGGGUACAGACUUUACCUCAACGCCAAGGGACGGUGAGUGGGAAGAGGUGAGGUUAAAGAAGCAGCUGAAGGAUUUGGAGGAGAAGAUGGCCAAAGUGGAGGAGCACGCGCAGAAAAGACGAUCACGCGGAGGCAGGAGGGAGGAUUCCAAGCCUGCAUUGGUCAAACGGGAACUGGAGCAGUUGCUGGAUUACAAGAGGCGGGAGCUUAGGGACAUGGAGAACGGAGAGGGCAAGGCGAAGACGGGGCAGAGUCUGAAGCAGUACCAGGACGAGAUCUCGAUGGUGAAGGAGCAGGUCGAUGGGCUGCAGGACCACCUCAAGAGGAGGGAGGAAGUGCUGCAAGGGUUGAGAGACCAGAUUGAGGCGGAGAAGGUGGGUAGGUGA
Molecule: messenger RNA, 1230 nt
Organism: Fulvia fulva
Lineage: Eukaryota; Fungi; Ascomycota; Dothideomycetes; Mycosphaerellales; Mycosphaerellaceae
Product: Actin cytoskeleton-regulatory complex protein end3
Exons: 1
Coding region: 1-1230 (409 amino acids)
Biological process (GO): actin filament organization; endosomal transport; endocytosis
Cellular component (GO): plasma membrane; cytoplasm
Molecular function (GO): calcium ion binding; protein binding
Source: RefSeq, a predicted model, not a curated record